This is a messenger RNA of Paramecium octaurelia, 631 nucleotides long. NCBI's taxonomy places the organism in Eukaryota, Ciliophora, Oligohymenophorea, Peniculida, Parameciidae. The record is from the annotation of a GenBank genome assembly.
UAUAAAUGUUCUAAGCAGAAAAAGGAGCUAAUGCAAUUCCAGGAUAUACAGGGUAUGAGUGUGAUUUAGCGUAGCUUUGCCCCAACAUAGAAUUUUGAUGCAGAUUUAUUGUAAAUUUAGGGUAAUAGGAAUCAUAUUCCAAGUAAUAUUCAUUUUGUAACCAUAUUUAGAUUAUGCUGGUUUUGUGCCAGGGAUAAAGGCUGAGAAUCUGUUUGGAAAAACAUUCGGGAAAAUCACUCUUUUAUCUGGCACGAGAUAAAAUCAUUAGGGGUAAUUAAUUGAUAGAUGAUGGAAUCUAGAUCCAAUUUACCAGCAGAUCUCAGAUAUAGAAGUGAAGUCAAGGAUGCUUAUUGCGAUCAAAAUCAAUAAAGAAAUAAAGAUAAAUUACUAUAUGGAAAACUUGAUUCUGAAACUUCCGUAAUUUAUAUUGAAUCUAUAAUAGAAAGCUCUGGCUUAUAGUUUAUCAAACUUAACAAGUACUCAGGUACCCAAAAUAACGAAAGCCAGAGGUAUUGUUAAGUUAGUAUUUUUGUAGUGGAUGUGAAGGAGAGAGUGAGCAAUGUGAGUUAUCAGGAAGCACUAAAAUAAGCCGGAAAAUGAUUAUAUUAAUUAUGAGGAUUUAUUAAUUAUC